GCUUUUAGUUCACAACUACAGCACUGCACAGAUUGUUAAAUAUAUUUUGCCUUUUUCACCGUACGUCAUAGAAAAGUUCUUCAAACGAGUUACCCAGUAAGUCGGUGCAACACCAUAGCUUACCAACAGAAGUGAUUAGUUUUAUUACACAAUGAUUGAUAAUUGCAAACAACCACUUUCAACAAUAUUGCGCAAUAUUAUGGACAAAGACUUUUGCUCCUUCAGAACAACGCGAGACUCCAUCAACGCAUUCCAAUAUUCGAACAGAAAUCCCUAAUCCAACGUAAUUCCAAUCCGUGGGAUGAAAAACCGCAAUGUUAAUCACCUCCCCCAAGAUUACGGUAUUCCCCGCAGUGUGUGCAAUUAAAUUCAAAUCUCUCCCCCGGCAAAGCUGAAUGCUUGUAGUGCGCGCGCGGUGUUCAUACACGGGUGGCAUUUAUCCAGCAGCUCUCGCGCAGUUCAUCCACCGCGGUGCAUCGCCGACCGGCAGCUUGCAGUCGCUGCAUUCGAUCGCUCGGUUCAGUGUCAUCCCAACCAACUAGCAGACGAGCCGCGACCGGCAGAAGGUCAGUAGUAAUAAAUGAUGAACGUGAGCUCAUUUCGCCGCAUCGGCUACAUCUACGCCGUGUUUUGCUUCAUCUGUUCGGUGAUGGGGGCAAUCUAUUUCUUCAAGAAAAUACUCGAACCCAAAACUUUGUGCGUUCAAUACUUCUGUGAAAGUGGAUUCGAGCACCUGUUGAUAUCGUUGAGCAGCAUGAUCAUGUGCCUCCUAUCGGCCACGUUUGCCAUAUUUGUGAAAUUGGGGAUCGAAGAGGGUGAACCCGGUUACAUUAAUAUUAGUCGAUCGUUCAUGCUGGUGCGCAGUUUGCUUCUAACGAUUCGCUGGACCUACGAGAGUGUCGCACUGGCGAUCGCGGAAAUAACCCAAGAGGUAUCUCCAGCGGUAGAAGAAUUUCGCACCAUCGCCACCAUUCUUUUGCUUAUGACAACAGCAUUCUCCGGUGUGGAGCUGUGGAUUUUAGAUGGAGUUCAAAAAUAUUCGCUGCAAAGGCUGCAUUAGGACACGAAUCACCGAACCGGUUGACAACCAGCAAUGUUGCCAUGUUAAGCCUAUAAUAGCACACCAAUUAAGACUGAUUUACAUUCCUCGGAACAACCCACGAAGGUGAUUUCCAUUAAUAGACAAUACAAGUGAAUUAACUUAGAAGGCACUUUCGGAAUGUGAUUUCAAUGGUUGUGAUCCCUAAGUGAAACAUUUUUGUUCAUUUUCCCAUUCACUCAUAACUUGGCUGAGCUUUAAAUGAUUACAUCUCAUAUCAAUAGAUAAACCAUAUUUAACAAAAAUGCUAGUAUGGAUUUGUAGUAUAUAAAUUAGACUGUUGAUUGUGCUAAAUUUGUGAGAUUUAAACUUGAUUUAAUGUUAGUGCGUUGUUAUUGUAUGCAAAUUGUGUUAUUGAAAAAAAUAUGCAAUUGCAAUAAAAAAUUAUUCUUCCGA
Molecule: messenger RNA, 1495 nt
Organism: Armigeres subalbatus
Lineage: Eukaryota; Metazoa; Arthropoda; Insecta; Diptera; Culicidae
Exons: 4
Coding region: 581-1060 (159 amino acids)
Source: RefSeq, a predicted model, not a curated record